AUGAAGUCCUGUGCGUCUCACCUUUGCGUUGGUGUGCUUGGGGUGAUUGCAUGGAUGGGUUUGUGGGUUCACUGCAACAUUCCUGAUUCCCUGUGUGGUGCCUACUUGAAUGGAGAUGUGAACUAUGCGAUUUUGACUUCAAUUCACUCGAAAGUAGUCAACCUUCACGAACGGACAAGUCCACAGCCAUUCACUUGUACUGACUUUGAUCUGAUCCCAUUUCUGCAAUCGUUGGCUGCCAUCCACACAAUUGAAGAAAUAAAUAACUCUGAUUUUCUCCUGGGGAUUAAGCUUGGAUAUGAAGUCUGUGAUCCUUGUGCAUCUCCCACUAAAGCCCUGCACUGUGUGGAGCAGUUACUGUCUAUUAACGGAUCUCUGCCAGUGCUUUCUGAUUACUCAGACUUUCGUCCAUCAGUGAAAGUGUUUUUGGGAGAAAGAUACUCUGAGUUGUCUAUCGCUGUUGCCAAGUUACUCAGCCUCUAUCUGGUUCCCCAGGUCAGUUGUUCAUCAUCUUCACCAGCCCUGAGCGACAAACUGCGCUAUCCAUCAUUCAUGCGUGUGAUUCCAAGUGAUGUCUACCAAGCCCAGGCACUGGUCAAACUCAUGACCCGUUUCUCAUGGGACUGGGUUGGUGUAGUGUAUGGAGAUGAUGACUAUGGCAGAGCAGCCUACCAAAGUUUCCAGCAGGAGGCAGAGGGAAAAGUAUGUGCCGCUUUUAAGGGUGUGGUACCACACUACUUGGACCACGUCGAUGUUGACAAGCACAUCAAAGAUGUUGCUAACAGUAUUCGAGCUUCGUCCGCCAAAGUUGUGCUGCUCAUUCUAAAGCCACAGCUGGUGGAACGGCUUUUCAAGGAGAUGAUUCAAAGCAAUACAAGCAGAAUUUGGAUUGCAAGUGACGCUUGGUCCAUGUUCCGCCCCUUAACAAAGAUGAAAGACAUAAACCAAUUGGGUGACAUCUUUGGCUUUUCCUUUUCCAUGGGAAAUAUCUCAGGAUUUGAAGAGUACUUGAGAAACCUUAGGCCAACCCCAGGGGCAAGAAAUGAUUUCAUAGAAGAGUAUAAGCAGUUGAGACUCAACUGCUCCAUCUCACCCUUAAACUGCAGCGUAGAUGACUUGCUCUAUGCCGUGGAUCUGAGAGAAGCUUAUAGAGAGAGAGUGGCGACAUAUGCAAUAGCUCAUGGUAUUAGAAAACUCCUUAAAUGCAACGAGACUGUCUGCUCUGGAGAUACCAACUUUCCACCUUGGAAGCUUGUGAAAAGUAUUCUCAGUGUGAAUUUCACGCUUGAUGGCACUACAUAUUCCUUUGAUGAAAAUGGUGACUUUACGGAUGGUUAUGACCUACUAAUGUGGAAGAAAAAUGAUGUUGGACGAAUAAUUGACGUUGUGGGAAAAUUCCUCUUGAAAAAAGGAGAAGUGGAGAUAAACAGUGAAUUAAGCAUUAACACAAUCACCAUGUCCAGAUGCUCAGAGACUUGCCGACCUGGUACAGUGAAGUUUAAAGGAAAUGUUUCCUGCUGCUACAAUUGCACCAACUGUCCAGAAGGAAAAUAUACUGAUAAAGAGGAUGCAACCGAGUGUCUUAAUUGUACUGCAGAUAUGUGGUCUCUUGGUGGAAGCAGCAAAUGCGUGAACUUCCAGGAGAGAUUUCUAAAUUGGUCUGAGAGUUAUCCCAUAGCUCUGUUAGUGGCAACAACAAUAGGCAUGGUUCUAGUGUUCACUUCAUUUAUCAUUUUCUGUGUGCACAGAAACACAAUAGUAAUCAAAAAGGCUGACAUUAAAAUGUCUUUAUUUAUGUUACUUGGGUUGAUGAUUAGCUUUGUGAGUGUAAUCAUGUUUAUUGGCAGGCCAAACAACCAUCUGUGUAGGGCACAGCAGGCCGUCUACGGUCUUGGUUUCACCCUGUGUGUUUCAUGCAUCCUGGUUAAAGCCUACCGCACUUUUCUGGCUUUCAUGGCCUUUGAUCCGAUCAAGCAGCAUCAGCUCAAAAAACUCUACAAGCCUCUUGUCAAUUUGGCCAUGCUUACCUCUGGUCAAGGAGUUAUCCUAUUGUUCUGGUUGAUCUUCAGGUCUCCCAGAGUGGAGCCAAAAUGGCCUGGAAGUGGCUUGGUAAAAUACAUUCUCUGUGACGAGGGCUCUAUACCAGGUUUUGCCGUCAUGCAUGGUUACAUAGCUCUGUUGGCCUUCAUAUGUUUCUUCCUUGCUUUCAAGGGUAGAAAAGUGCCACACGAUUUUAACGACACUGGGGUUAUAAUCUUCAGCAUGCUGAUUCACCUGUUUGUCUGGCUGUGUUUUAUCCCCAUUUACAUUACUAAGGACAUGACCGAUCAGAGGCCCAUUGUUCAGGCUUCGGCCAUCCUGGCCUCCAACUACGGUAUAAUCUUAUGUCAUUUUGUUCCAAAGUGCUAUAUAGUUCUCUGGGAACUGUCGGAGAACUCGAGGGCAUCAGUCUUAAAGAGGUUGACUAGGCAUAUUAGUGAUGACUCGGCCAAUGCGGACAUUACUGUAUUGCAAGAAUCGGGCCGAAUCACUCCUGACUCUGGUAUUAUCUGCCUUGACGUAGGUUCAGUAGAAUCUUUUGUAGAGAUUAGCAUGAUUUCUAAAUAUGUUUCUAGUACUAUAAGGACAGUGGAAAUGUUAAAUGAUGAUAGAAGCAGUAACAGUCCAGCCAUGACCAGGUGAGACAAAGACAUACCACGAAAUAAUUUGCUGAAACAAACAAUGGAGUGCAAAAGUCUGAAUACACCUGUGAAAAUGUUGCAAUAUUUUUUUAAUAAAUAUUUUUCAUCAUUACAAAUUUAAUUACCAGCGAAACAACUUGAACUGAAAAAUGAACGUGAAUUUCCGAAGGCAUAGACACAACCUGAUGGUCUUAUCCAGCAUAAUUUGAGAAUGUUCCAUAGAGUAUCUUGUGUGCUUCAAUGAUAACAAGAAAAUCUGAAUGUCUGUAUAAAGGAAAUAAAAUGGUCAGUUUCACAUUUUUACUUAUUUGAUUAGUGACCUAGGCAUAAUGCAGAAUCUAAAAUAUUUCUCAUUAAUUUUACGUCAUAUUGUUUCUUUUGUUUUGCACUUGUAAAAUUGUUCUGUAUAUUUCCAGGUUUAAAUUAGAUUUUCAACGUGAACUCUAAACUAUAGUUCCUCACCAAAAUAAUAAAUAGUGACUUUUAUUACAUAAUCUGGAUUUUCAUCUUACUUACUUUGUAAGUGGACCAUGUGUAAUACUGUACAUCAGUGAUUUUCAACUGGCUAGUUGUGACCCAAAAAUGGGUUGCAGGUUUGUUCUGGUAGAGUUGUGGACAGCAGAAAAAAAAACAGUGCUAAAUGCAAAUAAUGAAAUUAGAGCUGUUGAGAUUAAUGCAUUUAAAACAAAUUACGCAUUUAGCAAUUUUAUUUAACAGUUUAUUCAGCUCUGUGUGAGUUCUAAACACUGGUUGGAAUAGGGCAGAACCUUUGUGUCCAGAGUCAGUUAUACAGACGUGCAUACCACAAAUAAACACACACAGCAGAGAUUUUGUGUCAAUGAUCAAGUGGUGCAGAAAGGACCUCUUACAAAAACAAACCCAUAUGGGACUUGUGACAAAAAUCAAAAACAAACAUUUGCAGCGUUUAUAAGGCAGAAUUUAAUUACCACAAAAGCACGUGAAAUCUUAACUAUCACCUAAACUAAACAAAUGAUAAAUGGCACUGAUGAGGGACCGCUGCAGCCGGCUAGCUUGUUGAAGUUCUCCCAGGUCAAGUAAUUUCAACUUUGAACCUGUUGAAGGUGACCUUACGAAGCAUCAGCUAAAAUGAUAACCCUACAAUUCGGAUUGAGUAUCAUUAUGUGGGCAGUGCCAGCGCUACAAGCAAAACAAGAUGUUGGCCGUGUUCGGAAUGUCAUACUACCAUACUACUCUUAAUACUGCUAUAGAUAUGACAGAAGCAGUUAAAGCAGUAUGGGUAGUAUACAGUUCUCAGCUCCCCAUUCUCUGCAGAACUAUGCUGUGAUUUCUCCUGGUUUUUCAGAUUUUUGGUUUUCUCCCCUUUAUCUUUCCAAUUUGGAAUUCCAAUUCCCAAUGCACUUUAAGUCGUGGUGGCAUAGUGACUCCUCAGUCCAGGUGGCAGAGGAUGAAUCUCAGUUGCCUCUGCAUCUGAGAUCAUCAAUCCACGCAUCUUAUCACGUGGCUUGUUGAUCGUGUUACAUAGCGCGUCACGCUAUUCUCCGCGGCAUCCACGCACAACUCACCAUGCGCCACACAUACAUUAUAUGCAUUAAGCCCCAUUCACACAUGCAGCGACUUCCAGCGACAAAGCGACCUCAUCUCAUUCAUUGUCAAUGAGAAAUGGCGACACGAGUGACAGCGACCUCUGGUUACUAGAUGUGGGUGUGACGAGCGACACGACAUAGUUGAGAAAAGUUUCACUUGAUGCAAAUGAGGAGGGACUUUCAAGUCGAGUGCAGGCAAGAUAGAGACGUUUCUGUGAGGGAUUUUACUGUUCUAUAUGAUUCGUCUUUAAACACAUACAUAGAUAAAAAAUGAUGCGUGGAAAAGAAAUUGUCGGCAGUCUGAGUGAUUUUGAUUCGUACAUUGAUAGUUCAUUCAUCUUAUUAAUUUUAUGAUGCAUUGAGCACUGCUGCAGUUCAUAUAAAAACACUCUCCCAUGAGGAUUGUGCAUUUUUAGGACAAGAAAAAUUCCUUAUCAAAUUAGAAUGAAUUCGUAGUUUUACUAGCAAAAUGCCUCAUCUGUGAUCAUAUUUUCAAAAGACAUGGCCAGACAGUCCACCAAUAACGUUAGAGCGACAGCAGUAGGAAUGCCCAGGAGUGACUUCACAGUACAGAGACUAGCGACAUCAAGCGAUAAAGUGCACACCUGCAUCUAAGUAGUUGUUAAGAUUUAAAUCGGAGACGCUAUAUACAAAAAUGGCGACACUCGCUGCUGCUGAGAAGUGCAUAAACUUACAUCUUGGCAAUUUUGAAGCGAUGUUACUUCUGACGAGAGCUGCAACAAAAAAGGUAAUCUCAGAAGCAACCUCUGUCAGUUUAUGAGUUUCUCUCUUUUGACCCCUCAAAAACAAACUCACACACGCACAAACGCACUACCUUAUUACUCCAGUAAGUGCUCCAGUAAAGCAGCACAAUCCUCCGUUGCUAGUUCUAAAGUUAUGUUUUCAAACUAGCAACGAAGGCUUGGACUGUAUCAAAGCAAGAUGCAAAAUCUGUAGCGGAAGAAAGUAGUUCCACUCACGAGCGAUUUAGGGAUGAAAACCAGAAAAUGUCUUGAGAUAAAACCCUGAACGAUGUCUUAAUUCAACGGUCCAUCGUCAAUUAUUCCUUACAUAUUUUUUUGUUUUCUUGCCUUAGAAUGAACUAAAUACAUUUUGACUGGAGAAGAAGUAUAUACUGUAUAGAGUCAAAUUUCAGCACUUCAAAAAACAUUAUGUGAUUAAUCGUGAUUAAAUAUUUAAAUCAACAACACUAAAUAAAAUGCAUGUUACCAUAUAAUCAUGCAUAGGUCGGAUGGCAAAAUAAAUAGGCUUAUUAGCUGUUAAAAGCAAGGAGAAAGCAUUUUCCAUAUAUUUUGUUGUUGUUGCCGUCAAAGGUUGUGCCUCCAAUCAAACUGUACAAUAUUUUGGUGCAAAUUCAUCUGUCACUUUCAGUUAGCCAAAUUAGACAGAUGUCAACAUAGACAGGUUGUGUGACAUGUCCUUCAAAACCAUGAACAACAUGAUGCAAGUUAAAAAACAAACAAACAAACAAGAUUUUUUUUUAUUUUAUAUAUUUUAACAUUUUGGCCCAUGUCAUGUAAAUAAUUUUGUUGGGUCUUAGCAGUUCAAUGGAAUAUUAGUUCAUGUCAAUGUGUUGGAAUUUCGUAACUUUUGUGGGAAGAGUCUGUAUUUUUGUAAAUAAAAAUUAUUUACUGUAUCUUUACACAUUUAAUAAAAUGUAGAAUAUGCAUA
Messenger RNA from Myxocyprinus asiaticus (Chinese sucker), 5938 nucleotides. Its product is annotated as G-protein coupled receptor family C group 6 member A-like. Bases 1 to 2682 code for a protein of 893 amino acids. Gene Ontology annotation, cellular component: membrane. Gene Ontology annotation, molecular function: G protein-coupled receptor activity. The transcript is spliced from 6 exons. Gene Ontology annotation, biological process: G protein-coupled receptor signaling pathway. The record is from RefSeq and is a predicted model, not a curated record. Lineage: Eukaryota; Metazoa; Chordata; Actinopteri; Cypriniformes; Catostomidae.